AUGUUACAAAGCCAGCAAACCGAGGUUGGAUCGUCUCAGUUGAGUCUAUUCGACUCUGAGCCCGACGACUUAUCGUUUAUUACCCCUUCCAACUGCCCAGCUACCCCGUCUACCUCUUGGCAGGUUGACAGCUUCUCGUUCGUUCAGCCGUCUGUUCCUUCGUCUGUCGCCCCAGAUUCCCUAGAACGCUUCCAACGAGUGGGCCCUGGUAGGAGAGGCCAGUUUUUUCUCUACAGCGGGAUGAAUCACAGCGAUUGGGUCGAUUGGUGGUUGGAGACUGACUAUGGAUCAAAUAACAAGAUCACUUGGGAGUCACAGCAUGGUUCCGCUUCGGAGACCUGGAAACAAUUUGAGCAAGUAGCGCAUACGGGCACUGGGAGCCCGAAGGUUAUGUGCAAGCGUUGCGAUGCAAUUCUUGAGCACCCUUAUGCUACAAAGAAGGAUGCCAAUGGGAGGGUUGGUCGUCAUGGCACGACGACUAUUACCCGUCAUCUUCGGACCUUAACCUGCCAAAAGGCCACUGGAGGUCAUCCAGCCGAUCGACCGUUCUCGCAAGAGGCCUGGGAGGAUAAACUCUUACAGUUUAUCACCAUUAACCGCCUUCCGUUUAAUCUCGUUGAACAUCCAACCUUCCGUGACUUGAUCUCGCACUCGCAGUCCGCCCCAACUCCAAGCCUUCCAAUCAUACAAUCGGCUGAUACAAUUCGACGUCGGCUGUCUGUUCGUGUCAAAGAACGACAGCGGGAUACACUCGGCUUGCUACCAGAGCAUGUGAAGAUCUCGGUUGCGUUGGACUGUUGGACAUCCCCGUUUGGGCAGGCGUUUAUGGCUAUCACUGGCUAUUUUAUCGACGCCGACUGGGUCUACCGCGAGGUGCUGCUUGGCUUCAAACCCCUUCAUGGCACACAUUCGGGUGCGAACCUAAGUGCUGUUCUUAUGAGGACGCUCACUGAGCACGGAAUUGUGGAUCGAGUCUUUGGAUUGACCACUGACAACGCGUCAAAUAAUAAGACACUGGUUGAUACGCUUCAACAGUCUUUGUCUGGCGAUAUCAAUGUUAUCCGAGUCCCCUGUCUUGCCCAUGUGAUCCAAUUAAGUUUGAACCAAUUGCUUGAUCGCUUGAAAGCUGUCCCACUGAAUGAUACGACUGAGACCACAUGGACACACCGCCAAGUCAACCUCGCCAAAGCGAAUGCACAAUCCAAGGAGAUAUCGCAUACCUUAAAUAAGGUACGGUAUCUUGCUAUCUACAUCCGCGGCAGUCCGCAGCGUCGGGAGUUAUUCACUGCUGUCCAACCCCUAGGGCAAGGGCUUAUGCCGAUCCAGGAUGUCAGAACUCGAUGGAAUUCAACGUUCCUGAUGCUACGCCGGGUAAAGAGACUCCGCUUUUUCAUCAUGAAGUUCUGUGAUCAGUUCAAUUGCGAAGACCUCACACUUGGCGAUGAUCAAUGGCGCCAGAUUGACUACCUUCUUUGUCUCACAAAGCCAUUCUUUGAUUAUACCCUUGCCCUUUCAAAGACUCGAGACGUGACAUCACAUCUUGUCUUCCAGAUCUACAACUUGCUAUUUGAGCAUCUUGAGAGAUCAAAGAUACAGUUACAACGUAAACGUGUCGUUUGGAAGAAACAGAUGCUUACCUCCCUCGAAGCAAGCCAUGCAAAGCUCUCUGAGUACUACGAGCAGACGGACCAUAUGCGGGGGCAUAUCUAUGCGGUUUGUACGAUGCUAUCGCCGGAUAGUAGGUUCCAGUUCUUUCUUUCUGAUGACUGGGCCGAUGCCAAAAAACUCCGUGAUCAGUAUCGAGUGGCUUUCCAAGAUGCCCUCACUCCUAUCCAGGAACGUCUUAGUAGUGCUAAUGCCCAAGGCCCGCAAGGGUCUUCCUCCGGAUCGACACCAAGAUCAUUCCUUCAUAACUUGGUUCGAAGCCAGAAGUCUCACUCCAAAGUGACGCCAGGCCCAGCUAUAGAUGAGCUGACGCAGUAUCUUGACGGCAAUGUGACUGAUUCGGAGCCGCUCUCCUUUUGGAGAGAGAAUCAAUCCCGUUUUCCAGCUAUUGCUACACUUGCAAGGGAUGUCCUUGCAAUUCCAGCAACUGGUUCUGGCGUGGAACGACUGUUCAACACUGCGCGCGAUAUCUGCCACUAUCGCCGCGGUCGUCUGAAGUCUGAGACUAUUGAGGAGCUGAUGCUAUACCUCUGUACAUCAAGGUUUGAGCUUGAAAUGCAGGAAGCUAAGGAUCUUGAAGAAUUCUUCUCUUCUAAUGAAAUCCAGGCACUGAGGGAAGAAAAGAAUGAGUACCCAGAUAAUGUCGACGUCGAAGCCGAAGAGAUUAGUGACACUGAAGAGCAGGGUGAUGAGUUUGGUUCUAGUGAUCUGAUAGAUGCUGACGAUGACGGUGCUACUAUCACUGCUGCACCGUCUCAGGUGCGGACAUCGGGAAGGAAGAGGAAGCAUGUUGAUGACGAACUGUAUGAACGUUAUUAG
Molecule: messenger RNA, 2484 nt
Organism: Penicillium subrubescens
Lineage: Eukaryota; Fungi; Ascomycota; Eurotiomycetes; Eurotiales; Aspergillaceae
Exons: 3
Coding region: 1-2484 (827 amino acids)
Molecular function (GO): protein dimerization activity
Source: RefSeq, a predicted model, not a curated record